Panicum virgatum (switchgrass) is the source of this 438-nucleotide messenger RNA. RefSeq lists its product as uncharacterized. The record is from RefSeq and is a predicted model, not a curated record. NCBI's taxonomy places the organism in Eukaryota, Viridiplantae, Streptophyta, Magnoliopsida, Poales, Poaceae. The coding region runs from base 1 to 438 and encodes 145 amino acids. The transcript has 2 exons.
AUGGGCUUCGAUAUGACUAAGCUGCUUACUUCAUACCAGGCCUUCUACGGCAUCAUCCCAGUCACCCUCCCCGUCACCUUCGACACCCGGGACAACUACCGCACGGAGUCCAUCAUCUUCCAGGUGGCCCCGUUCGAGACUUCCUACCAUGCUAUACUAGGGAGACCAGCGCUCGCCAAGUUCAUAGCGAUCCACAACCAUACAUAUCUUCUCCUGAAGAUGCCGGCUCCAAAUGGAGUCCUCUCCAUCUGCGGUGACGUCCAGACGUCUCACUCCUGCGAGACGGAGAACAUCAACACCGUCGAGGCCUUGGAGAGAAGCAACAACCAAGCCAUGGUCGCUCAGGCGGCAAAGGCCCUCAUAAUGGACCAGCUCCAAAAGCCGUCUGGCAACUCGGUGCCAAGUCCCAGCUGCACCCAGAUAGCCAGACGAAGGUGA